Molecule: messenger RNA, 2178 nt
Organism: Seminavis robusta
Lineage: Eukaryota; Bacillariophyta; Bacillariophyceae; Naviculales; Naviculaceae
Source: the annotation of a GenBank genome assembly
AUGCAGAACCAAUGGGAUUCUUCCCACAACAAAAUCGGGGAGGAACAGGAGAGAGAACAGCAGGAAAAUAAAGAGGAAUCAAACUAUUUGGCUGACGAAGCCAAGCAGUCGAUCGCCAAUCCAGCACCAAUGACAGCUCACCAACAGGAUCAUCAGCAGCAAGAGCACCACCAGGAACAAGGAAUUGUCAGCAGUAUGUCGGGCAGUGGCAAGGCCAACGGACUCGUUGACACUGAUGUACUAGUAGCUCAAGGCGAGAUUUUACAAAAUGAUGGCAAUUUUGGAAUGAUUCCUUUGCCUCAAUUGGAACGGACUACUGCCAACAAUAGUGACACCCAAACGCAACCAGGAGCCUUCCCAAGUGGAGAUUUUCCAGCAAUCCACGAAAGUUCAGAAACAACGACAGAGAUAACACACAUUGAACCCGGGACAGAGGCACUCGACUGGUUAGGGUUUCGACCACCUACAAUCCAACCUACAAUCCAACCAGAAAAUGACAAUGGAGAUUUGGCUGUGGCAAACUUGGUUCAAGAUGAAACAAUCCCCCAGGAUCUGCCAGAGGCUCAAGAUUACAAUCCAGACAACAUCAACAACAGCAGAGAAACAAGGAUGAAGGAAUUCAAAACCAAAGUCCUCUUGGGAGUCAUUGCAUUGUUGGCCAUCAUUCUCAUUUUUGUAGCCAUCCUGACUCCUCAAAGUCAAGAGGAUAAUGCAGAUAUUGUCCCAACAACCUCACCUAUCUCUACAAUUCUGGAGGACCAGGAAUCACCACAGUCGAGGGCAUUCGAAUGGCUUAUGGAAGAGGUUGACAUCCUACACAACCUUACAGAGCAGAGAGUCGUACAGCGUUUUGUACUUGCAACUUUCUAUUUUGCCAACAGCGACGGACGAUGGUUCUUGAGUGAUAAUUGGUUGAAUCACAGUGUUCAUGAGUGCCUUUGGCAUUCAAGUUUGGAACAAUGGUAUUUCACUUUUGAUGCCAGAAUAAAUUUCCCACUUGAUCACAUCAGUCCAUGUGAGCAGGAACCAGCUGGAUAUCUAAACGAUGGUGUACUCUACCAGGGCGAUGGAAUCCUGAAGAACUUUUGGCUCCAAUAUAAUGGCCUGUCUGGAUCAGGUAUUCCACCGGAGCUCUACUUGCUAACAGACCUCAAGAGCGUGGCAUUGGAUAAUUUCAAACUUACCACCACCAUCCCAGAAGAGCUCUUUAACCUUCCCAGUUUGGAGGUUAUUUCAAUGAUCAGUUGUGACCUUUAUGGCUCCAUUCCUGAGGCAAUCGGACGUUUGUCAAAACUUAGAAUUAUCUACUUUGCCUUGAACUCUUUGACGGGAACUAUUCCAUCAUCCCUAUAUUCCCUUACAAACUCUAUGAGAAGCAUGUAUCUUUUAGAUAACCAGUUGACCGGACCAUUACCAACAACAGAACUUGGGCUGCUGCCUGAUUUGCAGUUUAUAUGGUUUGCUGAAAAUUUAUUCACUGGGACCAUUCCCACAGAGCUUGGAGAAUUGAAUCUAUUGUAUUGGCUAGAUCUUGGCGGGCUGGUGUUGAGUGGCACUAUCCCAGCCGAGCUUGAAGUUCAGACAGACAUGAUAUUUCUGCAACUGUAUGACUCAGGUCUUACGGGGACAAUCCCCGGAUGGCUUGGCAACAUGACAAACAUGAAAGUGUUUACACUGAGAAGAAACUCCUUUACUGGGACUAUCCCAACAGAACUUGGCCUUCUGACAGAGUUGUCUUCCUUAUGGCUUGGUGGGAAUGCAUUGUCGGGCACAAUCCCAACUGAAAUCGGAAUGUACGAGCAAGUGUUAGCAUUGAGCUUUGAAAACACUGACCUAAUAGGAACCAUUCCUACAGAGCUUGGACAGCUUACCCAUGGUUUGUGGCAGUUGUUGCUACAUGACAAUGAUUUGACUGGAACAGUGCCCUUGGAGCUUGGCAAUGUUUCUUUCCUUGCCACGAGGGGCAAAGUCUUGUUGCAUGGAAAUGAUCUUUCAGGUAUUAUCCCGGAGAGCCUUUGUUCUGUCAACAACCUUACUUUUGACUGCAGCAGCCAGCUCUGUGGUUGUGACUGGUGUAACUGUUCUAAUGCUGGUAUGAGUAUGGUCCUGUUAGAAGUCGAGAAUCAAACCAAUGGCGAUGGUCAGUUUGUGGGUGAGGAGAACCAGACUUCCACCUGA